This is a messenger RNA of Triticum aestivum (bread wheat), 1654 nucleotides long. RefSeq lists its product as uncharacterized. The record is from RefSeq and is a predicted model, not a curated record. Bases 1 to 1287 code for a protein of 428 amino acids. NCBI's taxonomy places the organism in Eukaryota, Viridiplantae, Streptophyta, Magnoliopsida, Poales, Poaceae. The transcript has 4 exons.
AUGAAGCAUAGAUUAUCAUGCAAAGCUGAUGAUAUUGAUAGUACUGAAGAAGUUAUAGAUAUACAAAGAGAUCUAGAAAGAUAUCAGAAAGAUACCCUAAGAAAAAUAAAGCAGCAACAAGUAUAUCAUAUGCUCGCCCCCGCGUCGUCUCGGCUGAGGCGACACGGGCGGAUCCCAGCCCGCGCCGCCGGGCCGCCCUCCCGCCCCCCCUUCCUCCCCUCGCCGUCGCCGGAGGAGGCCGCCGGGCUAAGCCCGGGCGGCGGACGGUGGCGGCAGGGUCGACUUCCUCUCGCCAGGCCGCGGGAUCUCGGGGUGGGGAGGCUCGAUCCCCUUUCUGCGUCGAGUGUUGGAUCCGUUCGAGGGAUUCGGCUGCGUCGCCGGUGGACCUCCGGGCUUCUUCUCCGACGGGGCGGCUCCCUGGCAGCGGCUCUCGCGGGUGGCGGUCGCGGGCUGCGUCGUGGACGGGCGACUGGUCUUCGGCCAGCUGCUCAUCUCCGGCGGUCGGGGCGGGCUCGGCCCCCUCACCUGCCUUGUGGGGCGCGUCCCUGGUCGGGCCGGUGGCCUGCUGGCCUCGGGUGGCUCCUGUUCUGCGCUGUGUUGGUGGGAUGCCAGAUCGGCCGGAUCUGGCCCGUCUGCGUCUUCUUGACCGGCGGGGAGGUGAAGUGCUUGGUGGCUCUCUGGUGCUGCUGGCGCGGUGGCACUGCGAGAGGUGGGCGGGUCAGCGAAGGUGCAGUGCGUGAGGGUGUUGGUGGUGUUGGGAUACUCCGGGCGAAAGCUUGGCUGGUCUUGCCGGCCGGCGGCGGCGGCGUCUGUGGACGUCGUUUAACCUCCUUGGAGGCGUCGUUGUGGAGUCCGGCAUCCUCUUACACCCUUGGAUCUUGCUCUUCGGGUGAAAGCCUAAGGCCCGGUUGGGUCGGGCGACGGCGUCGACAUCGUCGCUUCCCUCUUUGGGGCGUCGCCUUGAAGAGCUUCGGAUCCCGGUUGCGUGCUUCAUGGGCUGGACGCUCGCGGCAUUGUGGUCGGCAGGUGCCCGUCUGGCAAUGCGGAUGUUGCGCGGCUUCCUGUUUGUGGCAACGAUGGCGGCUUCGGGCGGAGUCAGAGAAUAAUAUGUCGAAAGAAGAUGACAGUGUGGCAAUAUCAAUAGAAGACAUGCUGCUUGGAGAUUCAUCACGACCGGAAGAAGCUGAUAGAGUGGCACUGCCGUCGGGAGAAGGCGUACUGCUCGAAGAUUCAUCGCAGUCUCAACUGCAAGAGAUCAGUGUUAACCAUGGAGACCAGAGUCCCUGACGGAGCUGAUGUUUGCUAUGGCCUUAUUGGGUCUGCAGAUAAUGUGUCGGGAAGAAGCGAACAGAGUGGCAGUGUGGUCAGGAGAGGAUAUAGUGCUUGGAGAUCCGUCGCAGUAUCUAUCAGCUGCAAGAGAUCACGGCUUACAGUCAUCGUCCUCCCUUGCCGACUGAUAAGUUGUUGGAGGUAGUAAAAGGAGCCAACUCAACUCAAGCACCGAAAAUACGAGUGGCGGUGCUCCAGGUUUUGUUCAAAACUGUUCAUCAGUGUAGUGUCAGUGCGAAGCGCUCAGCAAGCAGAGCGCAAUCACGAAUCAGAGUGCAAUUCAAACACACAGCAGGUAACAUAAGAUGCGCUUGGUUUCACCCAA